UGAUUCCCACUCCGAACACGGUCGCUGUUCUCCGAUGCUGUCUUUUUCCUCCCUCACGCUUUCCCAAUACACACAUUUUCCUUCACCCACCAAACCAAACACAUUUUACAAACAGAACUCUCUGGCUUUGGAUUUCCCCAAUAUUUUCCUCCGCCUCCUCCUCAUUCUUCUCCCGAUUCCUUUUCUCUUCUUCCACUCCUCCAACCAGGUAUGCAAAAUCAUAUUCCAACCCUUUCCUUUACUAUUUCCAUUUCUCUUUGCUUCCAAGCAAAGUUCAAUUCCACACACUUUUUCAGUUCUUACAGUUAACGUUCUUUCUCCUUUUUUCUAUUAUCUACACGAUUAACCCGAAAAUUAGGGCUACUUUCCAAGUAACAAGGGGUUUGAGGAACUCUUUCUUUGCUUUUCAAUUUGGAGCUCAAGAAAGAUAGGCUUAGAGCUCCGUGUUUUAAUCGGUGAGGAUUGGAAUUCGGGUUUGUGUUGAAAUUCGGAUUAAGUUUGUUUAGACUAUGUUAGCGGCGGUGCCUCCGGUUGAAACUUCGGACGCCGUGAAUGGUGCCGAGUACUCGUUUGCGGUGGAAUACAGUGGCCCGCCCGUAACGUACGAUCUCCCCCGGGCCGUUCCAAUCAACGUUGAGCGAAUUCCCGUGGCGGCCGUGGUCGCCCAGGUCUCCUUGUCGGAUAAACUGUCCCUGCCCGUUGUACAGCCACUCUUAGCUCCCGAUCCUCGGAGCAAAAAGUUCUCCAAAGAGCUAAUAACGUUAGGUUCUGAUUCUGCUACUGUGGUUUCCCCGACUUCCGUGAUUGCGUUCGACCGAGAUAAUGAAAGUGUUCGUCAGUGCAAAGAUCUAGAGUUAGUUUCUGAAGCAACUGUGUCUCCUACUUCUGUGAUUGCCUUUGAGGAGAGAGAUACGGGAAAUGAAGGUUGUGUUGUGUCGGGUGAGUUUACUAGCUCAGGCGUGUUAGAAUAUUCGAAUGGGCAUUAUGGGUCCGGUGAUUUGUCUGAUGUAGCUAACAGCUCGAGGGCAUUGGGGUUUUCGUCCAUCAGCCAUGAGCUUUCCCACGAGUUAUUAGGUGGAGCUGGGAGCUCAAGCACGAUAGAGUUUUCUGAUAUUUUGGAUAAGUCACAAGGAAGCUCAUUGAGGGUUUCUAAUGGUCGGAAGGAGAGUUUAGACAUAAAUAAUGAUUUGAAUCAAGCAGAUUGGGUGUCAAAUGAAUCAGUUUUGAGUUUUGAUUACCCAUCAUCUCGAAUUUCUUCUAUUAAGGCUGUGGACUGCAAUAAUGAAUCGAAUUAUGAUGUUAAGCGAACCCCAGUUGUAACUUUCCGUGAUGUUGAGUCCGAUGGUGCUUUUGAUGAGGAAUGUACUCAGGAUGAGCCUGAGAAUAUGCCUGCGAAGAGAGUGCCACGAACGAAAGGGAAGAAAGGAUCAUGCUAUCGGUGCUUUAAGGGAAACAGGUUCACCGAAAAGGAGGUUUGCAUUGUUUGUGAUGCAAAAUAUUGUAGUAAUUGUGUGCUUCGAGCUAUGGGAUCAAUGCCGGAAGGUAGGAAAUGCGUUACCUGCAUUGGAUUCCCGAUUGACGAGUCAAAACGAGAAAAUUUGGGGAAGUGCUCUCGGAUGCUUAAGCGGCUGCUUAAUGACUUGGAGGUUCGACAGAUCAUGAGGAGUGAGAAGAAGUGUGAAGCAAAUCAACUACCACCGCAGCAUGUUUGUGUGAACGGACAACCUCUUUCACAUGAGGAGCUGGUAUUAUUGCAGACCUGCGCAAACCCACCAAAGAAGCUCAAACCAGGGAACUAUUGGUAUGAUAAAGUAUCUGGUCUAUGGGGAAAGGAAGGACAGAAGCCUUCAAAGAUUAUUAGUCCCCACUUGAAUGUUGGAGGUUCCAUCAGGCAAGAUGCUAGCAACGGAAACACGCAAGUUUUUAUAAAUGGUCGGGAGAUUACUAAAGUAGAGCUUCGCAUGUUACAGUUGGCAGGAGUUCAGUGUGCUGGGAACCCGCACUUUUGGUUGAAUGAUGAUGGGUCAUACCAAGAAGAGGGACAGAAGAAUACAAGAGGGUAUAUUUGGGGCAAGCCUGGAACAAAGCUUGUUUGUACUCUCUUGUCCCUGCCCGUUCCUUCUAAAUUCUCGAAUUCUUGUGGAGAACAAGUAAGCAGUCUGGUUAAUAAAACUGUCCCUGACUACUUUGAGCAGAGAAUACUUCAGAAGCUUCUCUUAGUUGGAUAUAAUGGAUCUGGUGCAAGUACUAUAUUUAAGCAGACCAAGAUUCUUUAUAAAGAUGUUCCUUUUUCUGAGGAAGAGCGGGAAAGUAUGAAGUUGAAGAUUCAGAGCAAUGUAUAUAGAUAUCUUGGUAUACUCCUUGAGGGGCGUGAGCGUUUUGAAGAAGAAGGGCUCAUUGAGUUGAAAAAAAAGCCUUCCUCUAGUAAAAUUGGCUCCUCAGGGAACGGGGUUAACAAUGAUGACAAAACUAUUUAUUCUGUUGGCCCAAGGCUGAAAAAUUUCUCUGAUUGGCUUCUCAAAACUAUGGUGUCGGGAAAUUUGGAAGCUAUCUUUCCAGCUGCUACUCGGGAAUAUGCACCAUUGGUGGAGGAGUUAUGGAAUGAUUCAGCCAUUCGGGCCACAUACACUCGGAGAACUGAAUUGGAAAUGCUACCAACUGUUGCUAGUUAUUUCUUAGAGCGGGCCACUGCCAUAUUGAGAACAGACUAUGAACCGUCAAAUUUGGAUAUCCUGUCUGCUGAGGGUGUUACUUCAUCAAAUGGGCUUGCUUGCGUUGACUUCUCAUUUUCCCCAUCAGCAGCUGAUGAUAACAUUGAUGCUGUCGAUCAGCAUGAUUCUUUACUCAGGUACCAGCUUAUUAGAGUACCAGCCAGAGGCUUGGGAGAAAACUGCAAGUGGCUAGAGAUGUUUGAAGAUGUUGGCAUGGCCAUUUUCUGUGUUGCCCUUAGUGACUAUGACCAGUUUUCUUUUGAUGGGAGUGGUUCUAUCACUAACAAUAUGAUGCAGAGCAGAAAAUUAUUUGAAAGUAUUGUGAAUCAUCCAACCUUUGGUCAGAUGGACUUCCUUUUGAUACUAAAUAAAUUUGACCUAUUUGAGGAAAAGAUAGAACGGGUACCAUUGACCGAGUGUGAAUGGUUUGAUGAUUUUCACCCGCUGAUAAGUCGUCAUCACUCCAACAGCAACAGCAACAGCAUCAAUAAUAGCCCUUCGCUGGGUCUGCUGGCAUUCCACUAUAUUGCAGUGAAGUUCAAGAGACUUUAUUCUUCCCUCACCGGACGGAAGUUGUAUGUUUCUCUGGUGAAGGGAUUGGAGCGUGAUAGUGUUGAUGCAGCUCUUAAAUAUGCAAGGGAGAUUCUGAAAUGGGACGAAGAGAGAGCCAACUUCAGCUUGAGUGAGCAUUCAAUUUAUAGCACAGAGGCGAGCUCCUUCUCUCCUUGAUGCCUAGAACAGAAAAGGCUUGUAAAUGGGUCAUCUUUCAUCAGAGAAUUUUACUUUUUCGCCUGUGCACGCAUAGCUGUGAGUAAAACUGGACAAGAGAAGAUUGUUUCCUUGCAGGGGCUAUUGCUGCUGCCUGCUUGAGAUUGACAUGAACAUAUCAGUAACGUGAGUUUGAUUUUCUUGCGGCAAUAAUGCAUACUUUAGACGUGCUGGCUCAUUGCUACACAAGUUUGCAUGAUUGAAUGUUGGAAUAUUUCCCCGUCAUUAUAUUGUAAAGCGAUCCUUUGAUGAUAUGUUGUAUUUUUGUACCAUGCUGCUUAUGCAGUUGUCCCAUCCUUGAACAUGGUUCGAAAAUAUUCAUUUUGUAAUAGAGUAGAUGAAAUGUAUUAGAUGUAUGUAUCAUUGUAGCCAAA
Messenger RNA from Carya illinoinensis, 3853 nucleotides. RefSeq names its product extra-large guanine nucleotide-binding protein 1. Bases 510 to 3440 code for a protein of 976 amino acids. The transcript is spliced from 8 exons. The record is from RefSeq and is a predicted model, not a curated record. Lineage: Eukaryota; Viridiplantae; Streptophyta; Magnoliopsida; Fagales; Juglandaceae. Gene Ontology annotation, molecular function: G-protein beta/gamma-subunit complex binding; GTPase activity; guanyl nucleotide binding. Gene Ontology annotation, biological process: G protein-coupled receptor signaling pathway.